CCCACCAUUUGUAUAUAUUUCGUCGUUCGAGUCUCGGUGUCAGCUCAGCUCAUCGUCAGCCACUUAUCGUCUCUUCGAGCACGACAAAUCCCUAAUCCACACACUGCAUAUUUUUCUGCAUAUACUAUACUAUAUAUACAUACUAUAUACAUACAGAAUAUAUAAUAUUCUAUAUAUCAUAACGCCAAACGCGUAUACACAGCACAGAGUGUAUUGAUUUGAUUCCGCUGAUCGAUUUACGAAGCGCGUCUUGCGAUGAAUUGCAACGGUGUGGCCGCCGACGGCGAAAACGGCGGCGUUUUGGCGUCGCAUGCACAGCCGGAGAAGCUCAUUAUCGAUACUGAUCCUGGAAUCGAUGAUAGCAUGGCCAUCUUCAUGGCGUUUCAAAAUCCAGGGUUGGAAGUCUUGGGCUUGACAACAAUUUUUGGUAAUGUUACCACGGAAGACGCCACCCGGAAUGCAUUGCUUCUGUGUGAGAUAGCACGGCGUCCAGAUGUGCCCGUGGCGAAGGGCAGUCCUGAGCCUCUGAAGGGUGGAGAGCCACGUAUUGCUGAUUUUAUACAUGGUUCUGAUGGUUUGGGGAAUUUGUUCCUACCUUCUCCAAAAUCAAAGAAAAGUGAAAAGAGUGCUGCUGAAUUCUUAGUUGAUAAAGUCUCUGAAUAUCCUGGAGAAGUAUCAAUUCUUGCACUGGGCCCCCUCACGAACAUAGCUUUGGCAAUCAAAAGGGAUUCUUCCUUUGCCAAAAAGUUGAAGAGACUAGUAAUACUUGGUGGUGCUUUCUUUGCUUUGGGAAAUGUAAACCCCGCUGCUGAAGCAAAUAUAUAUGGGGACCCAGAAGCAGCAGAUAUUGUGUUUACAUCAGGGGCUAACAUUGAUGUCGUUGGAAUAAACAUUACAACCCAAGUUAUGUUUACAGAUGCUGACCUCCUUGAUUUGAGGCAAUCCAACGGAAAGCAUACAAAAAUCUUAUGCGACAUGUGCAAAUUCUACAGAGACUGGCAUGUGAAGUCUGAUGGUGUUUAUGGUAUUUUUCUUCAUGACCCAGUUAGCUUUGUGGCACUGGUUCGACCUGAUCUCUUUACAUUCAAGAAGGGGGUCGUCAGGGUCGAAACUCAAGGCAUAUGUAUAGGGCAUACAUUAAUGGAUCAAGGACUCAAAAAAUGGAAUUCCAGCAACCCAUGGUCAGACUAUCCCCCCGUCUCUGUUGCAUGCACAGUGAAUGUGGAUGAAGUUGUCAGUUAUAUCAAAAAUAUAUUAUUGACUCCAUGAGAGCCUUAGGUGGCGAACUCGGGAAUGAAGUUUGGGAUACAUCUGCCGAAAUUUCCUUUGUGGCUUCUGUAGCUUCUUUCCCUUAAUGCUGGGCAUGGGGCGCAAUGGAGUUCGGUGCGAAGAGCAAGCUAUCUGUGAAUUCUUCCCCUUGUUUAUUUUUAACUUGUAAAGAACAUUUCAAGAAUGAUGUUCAAGUUUGCACGAUAAUGAACAAAUUUAGUGCAUUCCUAUGCAUAAAUUGAACUUGUGUCUUUUCCUUUUAUAAGUUGUGAAGAGAAAUUAAUUCUGGCAUUUGAAAACCACAUGCCAGUGUAUAAGCCUAUCAA
This is a messenger RNA of Morus notabilis, 1595 nucleotides long. RefSeq names its product probable uridine nucleosidase 1. Gene Ontology annotation, cellular component: cytosol. Gene Ontology annotation, molecular function: purine nucleosidase activity. The transcript has 9 exons. Bases 256 to 1269 code for a protein of 337 amino acids. Gene Ontology annotation, biological process: purine nucleoside catabolic process. The record is from RefSeq and is a predicted model, not a curated record. NCBI's taxonomy places the organism in Eukaryota, Viridiplantae, Streptophyta, Magnoliopsida, Rosales, Moraceae.